AAAGGAAGUAAAGUUUUUACGAAUAUAAAAACGAUUUAUAUAUGUCUCGUUCUUGGUAUGUAUAACUUAAUGUUGUAUUAAAUCUGCGAAUAAACUUCAAAAGCGUUGUUUCCUGGAAAAUGCUCAUCAUGCUAAGCUGUUUUAUACUCAAGUGCACCAUGUUCAGCUUCGAGAGCGUUGUGUUGAAUAUAUGUCCCGUAAUCGGAGGUUAUUUGAGCAGUUUGUGAAUGAAGAUUUUGAUGAAUAUUUAGAAAAAAUUAAAGAUCCUAAAGAAUGGGCAGGGGAGGUGGAAAUGAAUGCUUUGGCUCUUAAGUAUAAGCUUGACUUUGUUAUAUAUUCUGAUGUUAGUAAGAAUCCUUUAACAAUUAAAACUCCAUCAUCAAAGAAAACUAUUGUCCUUGCUUGCACUGGUACAAACAGAUAUGAUUGUGUGUAUUCAAAAUCCGAAUUAUCAGCAUUAGCGUUUUGCCAAGCCGUUGUUUAUGAAGUUUUAUAUAAAAGGGUUUUUGAUCUUGGUGCUGAUGUUGAUGUAGCUGUUGAAAAAAUGUUGCACGACAAAGCAUAUUCGAAGCAAAGAAGGAACAAUUUACUUUGUCACUUGUUCAGAGAAAGCUGCCGAAUUGAUGGAGUUUCCGACAGUCAUAAUUUACCUGAAGAUGACCAAGCUUCAUUAAAAAAUCCUAGGUUAGAAAUACGUAAAGCCUUAGCGCAAGGCAUCCCUCCAUUUCCUUACAAAGUUGCCAAAACACUGGAUCCAGGAAUAUACAGAAAUGUAGAAUUCGACAUGUGGAAUGAAAAAAGGAAAGAUGACCAGAAAACUGAACAGUUUAUAGUUCCAAAACUAGAACCAGGUGUCAAGUGCAAGGUUUACAUUGAGAAAGAAGUUUAUAUUGGUCAUAUCCAAGAUGUGUAUAAUGAUACAGAUGAAGUUUCUGUGUACAUUGAAGAACUAUGUAAACGCUGUAAAGUUUCCACCAGUGUUCUUGAAAUAGUUCCUGUUCCUGCUUAUAAAGCAUUAACUUGGCAAGGAGGCAAGACUUAUAAAGUCUAUUCUGAGAAUACGCCAGCUGGACAAAUUGAUACUGACAAAGGAAAGAACAAAAGAGGUUCCAAGAAAAAUUACCAAGAAUACUCUCCUGUUCAUGAUGGAAAUAACUCCUCUUCUAAGUCCAACACCAUUGUCCGAUCAAACUCGUUGCCUACUUCACAACAUAAUUUUUAUUCCAAAAACAAUAACUCAACACAAAGUAGAAGAAGGGGCCCGUCUAGUAGUACUCCUGUUUCUAACAAGUCCAAAAAUCAUUAUGAAAAAGAAUCUCGUAAUCAAACUAUUCGUUCUCCUGGAAAUUUCUCAUGCAUUUGGCCUGCUGAUAAAAAUCUCCCAACCUCGCCAAUACCUAUACCUGGAAAACUUCGUACCGAUUGUUAUAGAAUUCAUCCUGAGAGUCCAGAGACUCUGAAUGAGCUUAAUGAAAGAAACUGGGUGGAUGAGUCUUUGAAAAAUUCACCACCUGCUUUUGUAAAUCAUCCAUAUACUUUUGCUCCAGUCUACACUGAUGAUACUGGAUAUUCAUCGAUGGCUGCUAAUUCAUUCAGCAACGGAAUGGUAUCAAAUGCCACUUCAGUUCCCCUUCCCAUCCCUGGUACCCAAACAACUAGUCCGCCUUUGUCCGAAGAUGCACCAUCAUCUCCUAUCCAACCAGCUCCAUGCCAAACUGCUAUGACUGUAUAUCCUUAUCCUGUGUAUGCUGUUCCUGGAAUGUAUUUAGUCUGUCGAGAUGGUUCUACUUUGCCUGUUAAUGUUGGUCAUUGGGGAUCUCAAGAAGCUGUUCCUGGAAAUGAAGUUGCUGCUGGAGUGCCAAGUGUUUACUUCAAUACUCCACCAACUGGAAUGUCUCCACCGCUUACAUCCUGGAUUCCAAAUUACGGAUCAAAUUGGGCUCAAGCCAUGCCAACGACAACAGUUGCGUUCACUCCUCCCCUUGACAUCAAUGCAUAUCAGUCACUCAUGUCUCCUCCUUGGAGCCCCCAGUCUGGAAUCUACAUGCCUCCUCCCCCACCAACCGUGGCAUAUACAGUGCCACCAACUCAACCGCCUCGCUUCUUGCAACAAGAGCCAGCCCAAAACUGAAAGUUUUCCGCUCUUAAACUUUCCAGUAUUUUUAUAUCAAGACACUGGUGGGGAAAUAGAUUUGUCGUUAAAGUUUUAAGUGAUGGAAAUAUCUUGAUAUAUUCUGCAAAGAAUUGAAAAAUCGGAUUUUUGGUAGUCUGUUGAGUGCUGAAACUGUGAUUGGGUGAAUGAGUAAGAAAGUUUUGUCUGUCCAAUAACCAUGUUUUAAAAUGUUUAAUCCAAAAAUAUCCUCAGCUUUUUUCCAGCUUACCAAAUAUUUGGCAUGUUUAAGGAAUUUAGUUCAGAAAACAUAAAAUUGUAAGAUAAAAUAUCUGUUUUUCAAUUUAGCACCAUGCGGCUUCGGAAUAGGCUUGCCUUAACGAGUGUACUGUUGUGUUUAAGAAUGUUAUGCGGUUGGGACAUGCUUUUUGGAGCUGCUUCAUGUGGGGAGAUUAUUGAAUGUGCAUGAGUUGACAGUUGUUCUAAACUAAUAUUUUAUUGUCUUUUCAUAUUUGUAAAAUUUUAAUAUCUUUUGGAUAUAGUAUUUAAAUGGCAUUCAUUUUAGCUUUCUGAGCAUUUUCACCAAAAAGCAAAUUUAGAAUCAUAACUUCUCGCCAGAAACAUGCACUGCAAUUGAAGGUGCCUAAACUAUUUAGGUGGCAAUUAUUACUGCAAUGGUACUUAACAGCUUCAAGAAAUUAUGUUGAAUAUAUUUAACUAGUUUUGUUAUUUUUGUUUCAUGUUUAUUUUUUGCUUUUACAUUUGUUUUUGUUAACCAAUCUGCAUUAUUAAAAGGACUAUUUGUGUAUGUGUUGCGAUUUUUCAAGUGAGUGCCAAUUGAACAUGAACGUACUAGUCACUUGAAUAGUCAGAGCUGCACGUUUUAUUGCUGCAUUUCCGAACCAAUGAUUUUAUCAAAAUCGCAUUUUAUAUUGCUUUUUAUGUUAAUCGGAAGCUUAACCUAAUCCCGAAAAACUGAAACAUUGCUGUGAUGUUUACACUUGCGAUCGAAUGGCUUUUACCUCGUGCCGCCAUAUUUCGAACCUCGCCACAUACACAGAGGUGAGUAUUAGGUCAUAUUUUGGACUAAGUGAAUAUAAGUGCAUCUAGUAGUACAUCAAACUUAUCUGACGAGCUUGUUUGUGGAAAAUUUUAUGAUUUUAAAAAAUCAUGUCUUUAAAUAUAGAUGGGGAAUGUUGUUUUGAAACUUGAAACAUUUUUAAAAAAUUAAUUCAAAUUUCGGGUUGAUAAAAGUAGAUUUUUUAAUAAAACUCUGUCCAAGUUAUCAACGUGUUGCGGUCGGAUCAUGUGAUGGCAAUUGUUUCACGUGUUGCCACUUUAAAACUAAAACUAGUGCUCAAUUUUUCUUGUAGGCUAGAAUUUGAAAACUAUUUAGAGAUUUGCAUGUAUACUUGGAGAGUUCUACCAUCUACUUCAACUAUGAAACAGGGUUCCUAUAUGUUGUAGAACUGCAAGCAUUCCGUGUUUUUGGAAAACAAAAUAAUUAAAUUGAGGAAAAUUUUUGACAUUAAAUAGCUUUUAUUUUGAAGCUGAUUACAUUUCAGAACGAGAUUAAAUCCUUUAUUGCAUUGAAGCAAAUAAAACUUGUUAAAUUUUGUAAAUUGUAUGCGAUAAAAUCUGAACGUAUCUGAAUGGAAAUGUUGUGGAAAAAACCUAGAAGUUUGUUCUCACUUUAAAAUGUAGGAUCCCUGUAAAAACUUUGUAAAGUUUGUGCCAAAAUUUUUCGGAAACAUUUCUUUGGAUAUGCAUUUUUUUACGAAACAUAUCAUUGGAUAUCAGAGUUUUUACUUGAUGUUUUUGAAGUGUUAUUCAAUUCCAUUCAUAAUCAUAGUCACUCUCCAAUCUGUUAUAAAAGUUUUAUUACUACUGAUUUUGUAAAGAAUUAUUUUCAUAUAUUGUGUAAGAUUGUACUGAUCUAUUUGUUGGAAAUCGAAAAUUAGUAUUACUUGUAAGAAAUCUGUAAAUUUAACAUUAUUGUGGUAAAUGUGAUACUUUCUAUUUACUUAAAUGUUUGUUAAAGUUGUACUUUAAGAACAAUUUGAAUUAUCUGGUGUAAUUUUUUGAAGUAGAUGUGUUCGAGGACUGUGAUAUAUUCAAUGAAAAAAAUAGUUCAUUUGCCAUUUUUAUGGUGUAAGUGUUCCUGUAUUUUUAAGUUGUAUACUGGGACUGAAAUUUAUUUUUCUGUCAAACUUAAUGGCUUUGGCCUUUCUCAGUGUUUUACUUUCCAUAUCAGUAUUCAAAAUAUCAAUAAAUACUUUCAUUUUCA
This is a messenger RNA of Uloborus diversus, 4397 nucleotides long. Its product is annotated as putative bifunctional UDP-N-acetylglucosamine transferase and deubiquitinase ALG13. Gene Ontology annotation, biological process: protein deubiquitination. The transcript is spliced from 20 exons. NCBI's taxonomy places the organism in Eukaryota, Metazoa, Arthropoda, Arachnida, Araneae, Uloboridae. Gene Ontology annotation, molecular function: cysteine-type deubiquitinase activity. The record is from RefSeq and is a predicted model, not a curated record. The coding region runs from base 191 to 2131 and encodes 646 amino acids.